Molecule: messenger RNA, 1149 nt
Organism: Emericellopsis cladophorae
Lineage: Eukaryota; Fungi; Ascomycota; Sordariomycetes; Hypocreales; Bionectriaceae
Product: RNA polymerase I associated factor
Exons: 3
Coding region: 1-1149 (382 amino acids)
Biological process (GO): RNA polymerase I preinitiation complex assembly; transcription elongation by RNA polymerase I; nucleolar large rRNA transcription by RNA polymerase I
Cellular component (GO): RNA polymerase I complex
Molecular function (GO): DNA binding
Source: RefSeq, a predicted model, not a curated record
AUGGCCAAAAGGAAGAGAGAGGGCGAGGGCUCUGCAAAGGCCUCCAAGAAGGUCGCCAUUGACGCACAUGCACCGCAGGCCAAGGUCAUUGCGGCGAAAAACAAGUCCAAAUCCACACAGCAAGAGCUCCUGCUACACUCGACGUCACAUCCGAAUCUCGACUACACAGCCAAGGAGGAAACCUCACGUGGAUCGAAACCGCUGGUCAACCACUAUGUCGGAGUCUACGACCCCAAGACGGGGACGAUGCAGGUCAUCGAGGCGAAGAAGAUGGUUGUCCGCGGCGCAACCAACUUUGAGCGCAGAACCGAAUUGGGCCAGACAUUCGGCACCAGGAAGGCCAAGAAGGCCCUCGCAGACGUCACUCUCAAUGCAAUUGGUCCUGUUCGCAGGGACGCAGACGAACCCGUAAAACCGAUGGACGCCGCAUCCAAGGCCAUGCUCACUUCCGUGGGCUCGAUUACGUCCACCAUGGCGUCAAAAGAGCAACUGCAGGCGGUGGUGGACGAAGCCAAGCCUGUGCCCAAGGCCAACCUCGAUGCAACCGAUAUCCUCGACGUCUACGAUCCGAAUGUUAUCAUUGGCCGGGACAUUCUCAACCAGGUGCCCAUCCGCGAGUGGCAGGAAAAGGCGCAGCACAAGGAGAGUAUCCAGGCUCCAUCGCGGUUCGUGGUGUCCCGCGUGGCACCCAUCGCCAUCAAUGCCGACGCUACGCUCCGCCUACGCGUGUUGCGGUACCUGUGCUUUGUGCUCAUCUUCUACAUGUCGACUAAGCCUGGUCGCGAACGCGGUACGCGGUCCAUCCCGCCGCGGGACAAGCUGCGCGAAGCCCUCGAUCCCGCGCCCGAGGCCGUCGUCGAAUCGAUCCGUCGCAAAUUCUCGGAUGCAGGCACCAUGCGAAAAUUCCACAUGGAUCUGUUGAUGACGCACUGCUGCGUGUUCUCCUGCAUCGUGGACAACUUUGAGUCCGACACGCAGGCAUUGCGAGAUGACCUGCGACUCGACCAGAAGACCAUCAAUGGCUAUUUCCAUGAGAUUGGCGGACGGGUGAAGCCCGUCAAGACAGAGCACGGCACUGCGCAAAUAGGCCGCUUAGCGCUGCCGCUUGAUUUCCCCAAGCAGCGACACUUGGCGCCCAAGAAGCGAUAG